UGGCUGCACUUCUCUCUCCUAAAACAAUUUGUUUACAUUUCAAUCGUGUUGCUAAGAAACAACGUAUACAAACAGAACUUAAAACUUACAGUUCCAAAGAAAACUAAGUUUUAACGCAAAUAUGCGUUCAAUUCCGAAAUGGGUUGAUAAAAUCCAAGAUACGGACAAACAAGAACAAUGCAUUUAUGAUUUGUGUUUCAAUCCUGAUGGCUCACAAUUAAUAGUAGCAAGUGGAAAUAGGGUUUUAGUUUACGAUACUUCAGAUGGAACUCUUUUACAACCAUUAAAAGGGCAUAAAGAUACAGUGUAUGCUGUGAGUUACGCUAAAAAUGGACAAAAAUUUGCUAGCGGAAGUGCUGAUAAAACAGUAAUUGUGUGGUCAAAUAAACUUGAAGGAUUAUUAAAGUAUAGUCAUAGUGAUGCUAUACAAUGUUUGGCUUAUAAUCCUUUAUCUCACCAAUUAGCUUCGUGUGCUUUAAGUGAUUUCGCUUUUUGGAGUGUUGAACAAAAAGCUGUACAAAAACAUAAAGUUAAUGCGAGAAUAAAUGCGUGUUCUUGGACUAAUGAUGGACAGUAUUUAGCAUUAGGGUUAGGAAAUGGAACUAUUUCUAUAAGAAAUAAAUUAGGAGAAGAAAAAGGGAAGAUUGAAAGACAAGAAUCUUUACCGAUUUGGGCUUUAUCUUGGAGUACUCUACGCGAUGACGUUGAUACACUUUGUGUAACCGAUUUUAAUAAAACAUUAUCGUUUUAUACUUUAGGCGGGAAAUUAGUUGGGAAAGAAAGAAAUAUAGGUUUUGAUGCUUUAAAAGUUAGUUAUUUCCCUAAAGGAGAAUAUAUUUUAAUUUCUGGAACUAAUAAAUGUUGUAACAUGUAUACAAAAGAUGGAAUUAAAUUGGGAGUCAUUGCUGAUCAACAAGAAUCAUGGGUUUGGUGUACUGCUGUUCAUCCUUCAUCGAAUUUUGUUGCUAUUGGGUGCCAAGAUGGAACUUUAGCUUACUACCAAUUAAAUUUUAACACCGUUCAUGGUUUAUACCGAGAUCGUUACGCUUACAGAGAAAAUAUGACCGACGUAAUUAUUCAACAUCUCUUAACAGAACAAAAAGUUCGUAUUAAAUGUCGCGAUUUAAUUAAAAAAAUCGCAAUUUUUAAGCAUCGAUUAGCUGUACAACUUCCAGAACGUGUUGUUAUUUACGAAUUGUAUUCAAAUGAUAUAAACGACAUGCAUUAUAGAGUAAAAGAAAAAAUUACUCAAAGACUUGAUUGUAAUUUAUUAGUAGUUUGCUCGGAACAUUUAGUUAUAUGCCAAGAAAAAUGUCUACAAAGCAUUAAUUUUUUGGGGGUUAAAGAUAGAGAAUGGGUUUUUGAUAGUCCAAUAAAGUAUAUAAAGAUAAUUGGAGGUCCACCUCGACAAGAAGGGUUAAUAUUAGGCUUAAAAAAUGGACAAGUUUGGCAAGUUCAUUUAGACAAUUCUUUUCCCCUUUUAAAAAUCACCAUACAAUCGCCUGUACGGUGCUUAGAUUUAAGCCAACAUAAAAAGAAACUUGCUGUUGUAGAUGAUAUUGGAACGUUACAAGUUUUUAAUACCAUCAAUAGUGAAUUAUUAUUUCAAGAGCCGCAUAUAAACAGUGUAGCUUGGAACAAUCAAUACGAAGAAAUGCUAGCUUUUACUGGUCAAGAUAAUCUUGCAAUAAAAGUUUUAGAUUUCUCCGCCCAUAAACAAAAACUUCACGGUUUCGUAGUCGGCUUAUCAGGCUCAAAAGUGUUCUGUUUAAACGGCCCGACAAUGAACACAUUCGAAAUGCCACUUGGAGCCCCAAUGUAUCAAUACAUUGACAAGAAAAUGUUUCAAGAUGCUUAUAAAGUGGCUUGUUUAGGCGUUACCGAUGGUGAUUGGGAAGAAUUGGGACAUGCAGCUUUAGAAACUUUAGAUUUCGAAGUUGCUCGAUUAGCUUUUAUAAAACUAAUGGAUUUUAAUUAUUUGGAAUUAAUCAGGGAUUUGCAAGAUCGACAAAAAAAGGGGGAUAAUAACAAAGAGUGCAUGGUUGCUGAUAUUUAUGCUUAUCGAGGAAAAUUUAAAGAGGCUGCUAGAAUGUAUCAAAAAGCUGGAUUUGAACAUAAAGCUUUAACUAUGUAUACUGAUUUAAGAAUGUUUGAUUUAGCACAAGAUUAUUUGGGAUCAGGAGAUAACACAAGUUUAAUCAGACAAAAAGCAGAUUGGGCUAAAAACAUAAACGAACAUAAAGCAGCUGUUGAUAUGUAUCUUUCAAUUGGAGAUACUCAAUCAGCGAUAGAAAUUCUUUCAGAACGUGGUUGGUCAGAACAAUUAAUAGAUUUAGGUCGGAAAAUCGACAAAUCCGAUCGUGCUUCACUCUUAGCUAUAGCAGAACACUUAAAGCAAUUAAGACAUUCAAGCGCUGCCGCAGAACUUUAUAAAAGACUUGGCGAUUCAGCUGCAGUCUUAACAUUACAUGUCGAAGCAAAAGAAUGGGCUCAAGCUUUUAGUUUAAUACAAUCACAACCUCAAUAUAAAGCGCUAGUUUAUGUUCCUUACGCUCAUUGGUUAGCCGAAAACGAUAAAUUCGUCCAAGCUCAAAAAGCUUUUUAUAAAGCUGGACAACCAGAUGAAGCGUUUCGGGUUUUACAGCAAUUAACCGAAAACGCUGUCGUUGAAAACCGAUUCCAAGACGCCGGUUAUUAUUACUGGAUUUUAUCGAGACAAUGUUUGGAGUUGGCCCAAGAAAAUAAUGAGACCCAACAAAACGAAAUGAUAAAGAAAUUCUUAAAAAAUGAGCAUUUAGCGAAUAUUUAUUAUGCGUAUCAUACGGUGUAUCAGUAUUUGGAGGAACCUUUUACGUCUUAUAUGCCGGAAGCUUUGUUUAAUAUAGCUCGAUUUUUGAUGAUUGAAACGAAUGUUGAUCGACCUAAAAAAAUUUCACAAUUUGCUAUUUUAUAUUGUUUGGCGAAACAAGCUCGAAAAUUAGGUGCUAACAAAUUAGCUAAACAACUUUUUGAAAAAAUACAACAUUUAAAAAUCCCGAAAAGAUUCGAAGAACAAGUUGAAGUUGCUACAAUAUCUUCUAGAGCCCGACCAUACAGCGAUCCAGAAGAAUUAUUACCGAUGUGUUAUAGAUGCUCCACUUACAAUCAAUUAUCAACAACUGUAAAUAAAUGUGUUCAUUGUGGGCAGAAAUUUGUACAUUCAUUCGUUAGUUUUGAAACAUUACCAUUAGUUGAAUUCGAAUUAGAAGAUGGUAUAACAGACACUGAAGCAAUACGAUUGAUUGAAACUCCAGAUUCUAAAGAAGAAGUUGAAAAUUGGAAACAAGAAAUUAAUGAAACACAACAAACAUUAAAAUUAGAUGAACCAAGCGUUGAUCCUUUUACAACUCGAUUAAUUAACUUUGAGGAUGAUGAUUCAAAUAAACUUCCGGUAAUUUUAAACCGAGAAGCUCUUUUAUCAUUAGACUCAACAAGUGUCCUUAUAUGCAAGUGGCAACCACCUUUAAAAUAUCAAUAUUUUCGCAAUGUUUUACCAGAUGUCCAAAUAACAAUGUGUUAUUCAUGUUUUAAGGCGUUUCAUGUAGAUGAUUUUGAACUACAAGUUCUACGAAAAGGAUAUUGCCCAUUUUGUAGGGCACAACCAGAUAAUAAUUUAGGAUCAGAUUCUACUGAUGAUAUUUUAGGAUUUUAAAACGUUAAAAUAGAAGUAUUAUGUGAUUGUUAUCCGUCCAGGUUUUUUUAUAAUAAAAAGAAGUUUAUUAACUA
Onthophagus taurus is the source of this 3765-nucleotide messenger RNA. It is a transcript of the gene Oseg1, whose product is annotated as intraflagellar transport protein Oseg1. NCBI's taxonomy places the organism in Eukaryota, Metazoa, Arthropoda, Insecta, Coleoptera, Scarabaeidae. Gene Ontology annotation, molecular function: protein binding. Gene Ontology annotation, biological process: protein localization to cilium; non-motile cilium assembly; intraciliary retrograde transport. The record is from RefSeq and is a predicted model, not a curated record. Gene Ontology annotation, cellular component: intraciliary transport particle A; non-motile cilium.